Caenorhabditis bovis is the source of this 1056-nucleotide messenger RNA. The record is from the annotation of a GenBank genome assembly. NCBI's taxonomy places the organism in Eukaryota, Metazoa, Nematoda, Chromadorea, Rhabditida, Rhabditidae.
AUGGCCUUGACUGUUGAGCAAUGCACCCGUAAAGAAUUCAAAAUUAUCCAAUACAUUGGAGGUUUCCCAGACUUGAAUGAUCUUCCCGACGAAGUCAUUCAUAACAUCUACAAUUUUCUUCCGUUCCAUUCAAGACAAUGUUGCCAGGCAAAUGUGUGCACUAAGAACAAAUGGACCUUGAGGAAUGUUGGAUACUAUACAGCUGCCAAAAAAUUUUAUACAUUCAUCCUUGGGAAAUCCAAGUAUUGGGUUGAGGACUUCAAGUUCUAUGCCAAUAACGUUCCAUUUGAUGAAUGGUCGCUUUCGAAACUAAAUUAUAAUAAGGUAGAGCUGGUUUUCUGCAACUCUUUGAAGUUAAAGGAUGUGAUGACGAUGGUGAAAACAGGAGUACCGGAAAUAUUAAUUUCUAUCGAGCCGGAUGAUUAUGAUGUCGACACUGUGACAAUUUUACCCGAAAUUUUGGAACUGCCGGCCAAGUGGAUUAAGGGCGAACUUCACCAUGAUUUCGAAACUUUGCAUAUUGAAAUCGAUUGCGAGUUUAAUGUGGAUGUCAUAUACCACAAUAUUAUUGAACAGCAAUUAGAUGAUUUUGGAACAUUGGAAUACCCUGGAGAACUAAUUCAAAUGAUGAAGUUCUUGAACAAAGAAAGAAAUAAGGCGGCUGCAUUGUCUGUGACAACCGAAGCUGUGAAGUUUCAAGUUUUCGCCAUUCUUGAUGACUGAAUCGGCAUGCAACCAAAUUCUCCAUACUAUCCACCACCGGUACCAGGACAACCGCGACCAUACGGCGCGCCACCAAUUGGAGCUGGUGCUACACCCAACUAUGUUCAAACUGGUUAUUUUCCGCCAAAUCAAGCGCCCCCUUUGCCAAAUCAAGGAUACUCGCCGUACCAAAACUCGUCAUAUCCAUCAAAUCCGGGACAGUUCCCGCAACCUUUGCCCGUCCCAGGACAGCCAAUGCCGUAUGUAAAUCCAAUGAACUCCAAUCCAACACCAAGUCCAUUCGUUCCACCGCCACCCCCAGGAAACUACCCAGGAUACCCACGUCAAUACUAA